Glycine soja is the source of this 438-nucleotide messenger RNA. RefSeq names its product F-box protein At3g49450-like. Lineage: Eukaryota; Viridiplantae; Streptophyta; Magnoliopsida; Fabales; Fabaceae. The coding region runs from base 1 to 438 and encodes 145 amino acids. The record is from RefSeq and is a predicted model, not a curated record. Gene Ontology annotation, molecular function: protein binding. The transcript has a single exon.
AUGACGGAAAUGAGUAGUCGUUCAAUACUCCCUCAAGAUCAGAUUGUGGAAAUUCUCUCAUGGCAUCCGGUGAAGGUUCUGAUGCGAUUCAGGUGCGUUUCUAAGACCUGGAAUUCUCUUAUCUUGAACCCGACCACAAGGGUCAUGUCUCAAGAUUCCCCACGCAUCCUUCUCAAUUCAAGCAACUAUAAGACUGGUCGGAGUUCUUUCAACUUUGGAUUUGGGUACGAUGAUCGCAGUGGCACUUUCAAGGUGGUCGAAGUUCUAUGUGACAUUAAAUCACAACAAAGGGUGGUCAGAGUCCAUUGCUUAGGCGACACUUGUUGGAGAAAGACCUUAACUUUCCCUGCUGUUCCCUUUCUAGGAUAUCGUGGAUGCUUUGUGAGUGACACUAUCAACUGGAUAGCAAUUCCUAGUUUGAGUUCUACUACUCAAUAG